AUGGCCAGCACUUCUCAAAGUCGAUUCCAUGAGGAUCUACAAGAUGAUGAAUCGAUCCUUGAUGACGACCUAAUUGACGCCGAUGAUGGUGAGUACGUCUCUUUUUCCGGAUCCUCUCUUGAUUUCAUCAGAUUCUUGUUUGUUUACCCGAGCUACUACGAUGUACUGAUGCUUCGGGACCUUUCCACCAUGACAGCCAUCGAGGCCGAUGACCCUCUUCACACUUCCGAUACCGCUCCGCUAAGAGGCAACAUCCAGUCCGAACCCUCGAGUUCGAGCAGAGGAGGUUUCGGAAACAAUCUAUCCAGCAAUUACCUGACAUCUACCAUCCCGGGAGAGGAUCGUCGCGCAGCGCAGAACACCAUCGAUGAAACCGUGUGGGAAACACUCUCACGCGAUCUGCAAGCGGUAUGGGAGAAGAUGCGCCAAGUGCUGUGGCCCAAGUACCUGAUGGGAGGUAUGCUGCAGCGCGGCGGCGGAGGCAUCGGGGCCGCCGAGCGAGGAGAAGCCACCGGGUUCGGUGGCGGACUCAGAGGCAUUGUGGGACGCUGGCCGGAUGCCGAUGUGGUCCUGCAGGGUGGAAUGAGUGAGGGUCUGCGUGACUGGGAUCUUUGGGGUCCGCUCAUCUUCUGCUUGCUCCUGAGCAUGUUCCUAUCGAUGCGCGCAAAGGAUGAACAGUCGUCCCUUGUCUUCUCGGGUGUCUUCUCCAUAGUCUGGAUUGGGGAGGCUGUUGUGACCUUGCAGAUCAAGUUGCUCGGUGGGAAUAUUUCGUUCUUUCAAUCCGUUUGCAUCAUCGGCUACACUCUGUUCCCUCUGGUCAUCGCUGCUAUGCUCAGCGCAUUGGGUCUCCCGACUAUUGCCCGGAUACCGGUGUACCUGGCGCUCAUUGCAUGGUCCUUGGCUGCAGGUGUGAGCAUUUUGGGUGGUUCGGGUGUGAUCAAGAACCGGUUAGAAGAUUGGAGGAUCGAUACGGCCGGCCAGAUAUCCUAUCAAUCGAACUGCGAACGAAAUUUCAGUACGGAGUAUACAGUCCAGCAUGAGAUGAAUGGAAAAGGGGACAGGAACACAACAUUUGGGCAUGUAAGCGGGGUGGAGCCGAGCGGUGACUGGGCGACAAGACGGAGUGACAAUGAGACAACACAACACAGCUCAGCGUCACUCUUCUCGGAACUCGAUUGCGUCUCGAUCUGCGGCUUCACCACCCUCCUGUAUCAGCGUACAUCACUGUGCCCGUCUUCUGAGCGAUUUGAACCAAAGCCUCUCUGCUUUGAAGCCCCCGCCGUCGGUUAUCGCAACGUCUUCGCUGGCAGAUUUCGUCACAACAAUCCCACGACACAGGUCGAUUCAACAGGACCAGCUCGUUUUAUCAACGACUUUCAACCGGCCUCGGCAUUGAUAACUGCUUGA
Molecule: messenger RNA, 1407 nt
Organism: Aspergillus thermomutatus
Lineage: Eukaryota; Fungi; Ascomycota; Eurotiomycetes; Eurotiales; Aspergillaceae
Product: Yip1 domain protein
Exons: 5
Coding region: 1-1407 (468 amino acids)
Biological process (GO): endoplasmic reticulum to Golgi vesicle-mediated transport
Cellular component (GO): membrane; trans-Golgi network
Source: RefSeq, a predicted model, not a curated record